AUGCAGCCAACAUCAGGACCCUCGACGACGGGCGCGGCAGCCCGGGUCCUAGCCCUCGCGCCCCUCAAGCCCGACCUCUGCGAACGCGCCUGGCAGACGGUUGCGCACCCGACGCUCCCCCUCGCCGCCACCGUCCACGGCAAGGGCGUCACCGUCUUCUCGCUCGCCACGCUCGCCGCCCACAGCAGCCUCACCGGCGGGCACACGCGCUCCGUCCGCUCCGCCGCCUGGAAGCCCAACCUGGCCCCGCACAGGCUCUGCCUUGUCUCUGGCAGCUUUGACGCCACGGCCGGCGUCUGGCGCUGGGACGGCGACCAGCCGGCAGCCGACGACGCUGAUGACGGAGCCACCGCGCUGGAGCGGGAAGUCACCUCCGCCAACGUCCGAAACAGCCACGACAACGACGAGGACGAAGGAGAAGAAGACAAGUCCAACGCUGGGGAGGACAGGGAGUGGGAGUUCACGCUCGUCCUCGAGGGCCACGACUCUGAGAUCAAGUCCUGCGCCUUCUCCCCGUCCGGCGCGCACCUCGCCACGUGCUCGCGCGACAAGUCAGUCUGGAUCUGGGAGGACAUUGGUGCCUCCGAGGCCGACGACGAGUGGGAGACCAUCGCUGUGCUCAACGAGCACGAGGGCGACGUCAAGGCCGUCGCCUGGUGCCCUGACGUGCCCGGCCGCAACUCCCGCCGGCGGUACGGCGCCGACGCGCUUGCCAGCGCCAGCUACGACAACACGGUCCGCGUCUGGCGCGAGGACGCCGACGGCGAGUGGGCGUGCGUCGCCGCCCUCGAGGGCCACACCGAGACCGUCUGGGGCGUCCAGUGGGAGACGCGCCCGCGACCAGGCAACCGCUUCCCGCGGCUGCUGUCGUGCUCGGCCGACGCCACCAUCCGCGUCUGGACCCUCAAGGAGGAUGACGGUGAUGAAGGGAACGACGGCGAGCACGAUGGUGGUGGCCGCAGCGCGCUCGGUGGCAUUCCCAACACCAUGCGCAGGUCGCUGCGCGAGGAGUGGACGUGCACCGCGGUCCUGCCCGCCGCCCACCACCGUGACGUCUACGCCGCCGCGUGGAGCGCGCAGACGGGUGUCAUCGCCAGCACUGGCAGCGACGGCAAGAUCGUGCUGUAUAGAGAAGACCCCGAGGAGCAGCAGGCGACCUCUUCUUCCGCAGCAACCCUUGGUGAUUCCGACCAACCCAUGGUGGACGCACCGCCGGAAGGAGAAGAGCCGUUGGCCGUGCAGCAACCUCCUGCAGCAGCGCCUCCAGGCUCCGCGCGGUGGAAGAUCAUUGGCACGCAGGAACACGCUCACGGGCCGUACGAGGUCAACCACAUCAUCUGGUGCAAGCGUUACGACAGCGGCGCCAGCGCGAGAGGCGAGGAGGAAAUGCUCAUCACAACAGGCGACAACGGCGUUGUGCAACCGUGGCAAGUCAUUCUGGAUAAGGAGUAG
Messenger RNA from Cordyceps fumosorosea ARSEF 2679, 1452 nucleotides. RefSeq names its product WD40/YVTN repeat-like-containing domain protein. The record is from RefSeq and is a predicted model, not a curated record. Bases 1 to 1452 code for a protein of 483 amino acids. Gene Ontology annotation, biological process: iron-sulfur cluster assembly. Gene Ontology annotation, cellular component: cytosolic [4Fe-4S] assembly targeting complex. Gene Ontology annotation, molecular function: protein binding. Lineage: Eukaryota; Fungi; Ascomycota; Sordariomycetes; Hypocreales; Cordycipitaceae. The transcript has a single exon.